This is a messenger RNA of Drosophila obscura, 329 nucleotides long. Its product is annotated as chymotrypsin inhibitor SCI-I-like. Gene Ontology annotation, molecular function: serine-type endopeptidase inhibitor activity. NCBI's taxonomy places the organism in Eukaryota, Metazoa, Arthropoda, Insecta, Diptera, Drosophilidae. The transcript has 2 exons. The record is from RefSeq and is a predicted model, not a curated record. Bases 61 to 300 code for a protein of 79 amino acids.
GCUCCUUGCUUAGUCGUUCCAUAACAACUGAAAGAUACAGAACACCAACACGCAUCGAGAAUGAAGCUACUAAUUGCAAUCGUUGGCAUUUUCUUUGCCCUUUCUGGAGCUGCACUGGGCUCAAAACAUCCGAUUUGUGAUGAAGCACCGGCCGCAAACGGUGCUUGCGUUGCCUAUGAGCCACGCUUUUCAUAUUAUCCCGAGACGAAACAGUGCAAAAGGUUCAUAUUCAAUGGAUGUCCAAUAAACGCAAAUAAUUUCAUAACCAAAAAACAAUGCGAGGACAAAUGCAAGGAGUAAUAAAAUAAAAAUACAAAUAAAAGAAUAUA